Molecule: messenger RNA, 3281 nt
Organism: Mesocricetus auratus (golden hamster)
Lineage: Eukaryota; Metazoa; Chordata; Mammalia; Rodentia; Cricetidae
Gene: Slc7a3
Product: solute carrier family 7 member 3
Exons: 12
Coding region: 1174-3033 (619 amino acids)
Biological process (GO): transmembrane transport; amino acid transport
Cellular component (GO): plasma membrane
Molecular function (GO): amino acid transmembrane transporter activity
Source: RefSeq, a predicted model, not a curated record
GCUGCAUGAAUCACCUUAAGAUUCUUCAGCCUUCUACUGUCUCCUAGUAACUCGCAGCCUAAAAGGCCACACCCCUUGCUUGAUCGUCACACUUCCUCUUUCUCAUGUAUUUGAAUGAGGUAGAGUGCCUAUGGGAGGUAGACUUUAAAACAACAGACUAGGUUGUAUCAGAAGGGUGUUCAACAAUAAUUACAAAGCUCCAAACUUCAGCUUAAUAACCAGUAAAAUGGAAUUAAAAGGGUGGGGCCGUAGCAUCUCUUUGGUAUAGUCCCAGCAUUGAUCCCCAUCACUACAAAUUUUAUGAAGUUUCUCUCCCUCAUUAUUUAAAUGUUCACAAUUUCCUAUUUAUUAUUGAUAGGUAGGUAGAGAGAUGCUACAAAUACAUUGCGGCCUAGGACUCUACAUAGGAUUAAUCAUUUGUGUACAGGUGGUUUGAAACUGCCUUCUGUUCUCCUGCUGUCUGCUUUAGAAGCAGUUGAGGGUGAGAGCUGUGGGGCAGCAGAUGGCUGUUCAUAGUCUUGCACGGUCCUUCCGAAGGAUUUCAUGCAGAGAGAGAACACAGAAUGAGAUGGAGACUUGGUGCCAUUUGCCCCGCUAUCCUUCGCACAAACCCAAUUCUCUUCAUUCACUCCCUUCCCCAGUGCUGCCUAUAAUCACUGAUUCUGACUAAUCCUGCACCAAAGUAGAAAAUUCCCAUGGGAUCUAUGGUCAGGAAGCUUCUUAUUGUCCUCUGAACAUCAGAGAGGCAAAUGGGAAAAGGCUAUCCUCCCCCUUUCUCGUUCCCCGCCAUGCCCUGCUUGCUGUUUUUGGCUGGGAAGCAGUCUCAGGCUUGCAAAGCCAAGUGACUCUCUCUCUCCGUCUCCCCCCGCCCGUGUGUGUGUGUGUGUGUGUAUGCACAAGCCCGAGCGUGGGUAUGUAUAUUGGUUGUGUGUCAUUAGUAGGGAGAGGGUUUGGGGAUGGGAUCCCAUGACGUUACUGGCUCCUCCUCCCAAUGAAAAUAAGGGGUUCUUGGCGCGCAACGACCCUAAGCGGCAGCAUUGAAGCCCGAGCAGUUGAAGUCUGCAGACCCAACCCAACUCUGAAGUCAGCCUCACUGAACCGGAUCUGAGAAUCUUUGCUCUCUGGGCUUGACACAGCUCUCUGAACCCAGCAUCCUCGUCAAUUCCAGCCAGAAUGCGGUGGCAGGCACUUAGAAGAUUUGGUCAAAAGCUAGUGCGGAGACGUGUGUUGGAGCCAGGCAUGGGUGAGACCCGCCUUGCCAGAUGCCUAAACACCCUCGACUUAGUGGCCCUGGGUGUGGGCAGCACACUGGGUGCAGGUGUGUAUGUCCUGGCUGGUGAGGUGGCCAAAGAUAAAGCAGGACCAUCCAUUGUGAUCUGCUUUUUGGUGGCUGCUCUGUCUUCCGUGUUGGCUGGACUGUGCUAUGCUGAGUUUGGUGCCCGGGUCCCUGGCUCUGGUUCUGCAUAUCUCUACAGUUAUGUCACCGUAGGUGAACUCUGGGCCUUCACUACCGGCUGGAACCUUAUCCUCUCCUACGUUAUUGGUACAGCCAGUGUGGCCCGGGCUUGGAGUUCUGCUUUUGACAAUCUGAUUGGGAACCACAUCUCUGAGACUCUGAAGGGGACCAUCUCGCUGCAUGUGCCCCAUGUGCUCGCAGAAUAUCCAGAUUUCUUUGCUUUGGUCCUUGUGUUGCUGCUCACUGGAUUGUUGGCCCUGGGGGCGAGUGAAUCUGCCCUGGUUACCAAAGUGUUCACAGGGGCGAACCUCUUGGUUCUCGGGUUUGUCAUCAUCUCUGGCUUCAUUAUGGGAGAUCUGAAAAACUGGAAGCUCACAAAAGAGGACUAUUGCUUGACCAUGAGUGGAUCCAAUGACACUUGUAGCUUCGAGUCUAUGGGCUCUGGAGGUUUCAUGCCUUUUGGUUUGGAAGGGAUUCUACGUGGAGCUGCUACCUGUUUCUAUGCCUUCGUUGGUUUUGACUGUAUUGCUACCACCGGGGAAGAGGCUCAGAAUCCCCAACGCUCCAUCCCUAUGGGUAUUGUGAUCUCAUUGUCCGUCUGCUUUCUGGCAUAUUUUGGUGUGUCUUCGGCACUUACCCUCAUGAUGCCUUAUUAUAUGCUUCGCCCGGAGAGCCCUCUGCCUGAGGCAUUUUCCUACGUUGGCUGGGGUCCCGCCAGCUACCUUGUGGCUGUUGGCUCCCUCUGUGCUCUUUCCACUAGUCUUUUGGGCUCUAUGUUUCCUAUGCCUCGGGUGAUCUAUGCGAUGGCAGAAGAUGGCCUUCUGUUCCGUGUGCUUGCUAAGGUUCACAAUGGUACACACACACCCAUUGUGGCCACUGUGGUGUCUGGCAUUAUUGCAGCAUUCAUGGCAUUCCUCUUCGAACUCGCUGAUCUUGUGGACCUCAUGUCAAUUGGGACACUGCUUGCUUACUCCCUGGUGUCCAUUUGUGUUCUCAUUCUCAGAUAUCAGCCUGACCAGGAAAUGAAGAAUGGUGAAGAGGAAGUGGAAUUGCAGGAGGAGAAGACACUUGAAGCAGAGAAGCUGACUGCCCAGGCUCUGUUUUGUCCAGUCAGCUCCAUCCCCACCCUCCUUUCUGGUCGAGUUGUCUAUGUUUGCUCCUCACUGCUUGCUGUACUACUGACUGUUCUUUGCCUGGUGCUGACACAGUGGACAGCUCCACUUAGUUCUGGAGACCCAGUGUGGAUCACAGUGGUUGUGCUAAUCCUGGGAUUCAUUCUUGGGAUUGCUGGAGUUAUCUGGAAACAGCCACAGAACAACACUCCCCUUCACUUUAAGGUUCCUGUUCUGCCUCUACUCCCCCUGGUGAGCAUCUUUGUGAAUAUAUACCUGAUGAUGCAAAUGACAGCUGGCACUUGGGCCCGAUUUGGGAUCUGGAUGCUGAUUGGAUUUGCUAUCUACUUUGGCUAUGGGAUCCAGCACAGUGUGGAAGAAGCUAAGAAUCAUCAAACCCUACCCAAAUCAAGGACCCGAACUGUAGACCUUGAUCUCACUGCUUCCUGUGUUCACACUAUUUGACCUAAUCAUACCUGAGUGCUGUCUAGUCCCCCUACACAAUAAUGGAGAACACUCUUACCCCAUGGAGAGCUGGGCCUCUCAUGUGGUAUUAGUGGGGGAUACUAAAUAGACUCUAUUUAUUGUGGAACAAAUGGAUGUGUCUUUACUGUUUCUCCUUUUUUAUUUACUUGUCUACUUUGGAAUCAUCUCUGUAAUUGUUUCCUGGCUUUGAAAAAAUACGUUAUUAAAAGAAAACGGGGUAAAAACUU